AUGGUAGAGGAUAACUUAUCUAAAGGAAGCUCUGAACGACCUGAUUCUCCUCCACCGAUAAUUAAUGCAGACAAAAUGAUAUAUUACUGUGGUUUCAAUCAAUAUUACCGAGAUCUUCGAGAUGUAGAGAAUUUUCGCGUGCCACCUUUUCAAGAGUUCGUUGCAUUCCACCAAGAAACCUUGAACAAUAUGCAUGCAAUGAAGCUUGAAGAACGAAGAAGAAAACGCGAGAGGGAAGCUAGAUUGGCGAAGAAACGGUGUGAUGAAAUGAUAGAAGAUGGGGAAGUAAUCGUCUUGGAUCCACCGCCACCACCUCCUCCUGUGAGCGAUAACGAUGAUGAUGUGAUUAUAAUAGAUUGCGAACCAAGAAAGGGCUGUUCGACUGGUAUUAUGUUGGGCACACCUGUAUUAACUCGCAGGCGGAAUGGAGGAGAGUGCGAUCUGACUGAUGAAAAGAAGCCGUCGUUAGAGAGUUUCAGUAAAGGAAUUGUUCCUUUCGAAGCUCACGAAGAGGAUACACCACACAAAGGAUUCUUGAAGAAAAUUAUGUCUAAACUGAAGAAGAUUACUCGAUGA
Messenger RNA from Cooperia oncophora, 576 nucleotides. The record is from the annotation of a GenBank genome assembly. Lineage: Eukaryota; Metazoa; Nematoda; Chromadorea; Rhabditida; Trichostrongylidae.